Fragaria vesca subsp. vesca is the source of this 2524-nucleotide messenger RNA. Its product is annotated as gamma-tubulin complex component 4 homolog. Gene Ontology annotation, biological process: cytoplasmic microtubule organization; microtubule nucleation; spindle assembly. Lineage: Eukaryota; Viridiplantae; Streptophyta; Magnoliopsida; Rosales; Rosaceae. Bases 1 to 2205 code for a protein of 734 amino acids. Gene Ontology annotation, molecular function: gamma-tubulin binding; microtubule minus-end binding. Gene Ontology annotation, cellular component: gamma-tubulin complex; equatorial microtubule organizing center; spindle pole. The transcript has 17 exons. The record is from RefSeq and is a predicted model, not a curated record.
AUGCUACACGAGUUGUUACUGGCACUAGUGGGCUACACCGGCGAUCUCAUAAUCGACGAGAGAGAGCACUCCUCUUCUCUCGGAAUCGACUCCCCCAUUUCCGACCACCCUACUUUCCACCUCGCUCCGGACAUCUCCUUCAUCCAACCCAGCGAAAGGGAUCUCAUACAAAGAAUCGUCACCUUAGGGUUUUACUACCGAGAGCUUGACCGCUUCGCCACCAGGUCUCGGAAUUUGAGCUGGAUAAGGUCUGCUAAGCCGAGUCCGGUACUCGCCGGAAAAGUUGAGAAGCCGAGCGUGUACCGGAGAGCCGUUGCCAACGGAAUUGUGGAGAUUCUCUCGGUUUAUAGGUCGGCGGUUCUUCACAUUGAGCAGAAAUUGUUGGCUGAGUCGGUUCCUAUACUGGCAACUGUGACUCAGGGCCUCACUAAGUUUUUUGUGCUUUUGCCGCCGCUGUAUGAGCUCAUACUGGAGAUUGAGAGGGAUGACAUUUGCGGCGGUCAGCUGCUGAAUCUUUUGCAUAAACGAUGCCAUUGUGGAGUGCCGGAGUUGCAGACGUGCAUUCAGAGGCUUCUUUGGCAUGCACAUCAGGUCAUGUACAACCAGUUAGCAGCAUGGAUGGUGUACGGGAUCCUUCAAGACCAGCACGGAGAGUUUUUCAUUAGGAGGAUGGAAGAUAAGGAUGUAGAGUCAUCUCAUCAAGACAUAUCUGAAAAGCUGGCACGUAUGUCAACGGACGACACAUCCGAUUGGCACUUGGGAUUUCAUAUCUAUUUGGAUAUGCUGCCCGAAUAUAUCCAGAUACGUGUUGCAGAAUCAGUAUUGUUUGCUGGCAAGGCCAUCAGGGUUCUUCGCAAUCCAAGCCAUGCCUUUCGAUUUCAGGAUGAUGUAUUACACCAGCAGGUGCCAAGGGGAUCUCAGAAAAUCCAAGGAUUUUCAGGACGUUUCCCAUUUCACAAAGACCCUUUUGUUGAGAAAGAAUUGAUUGGCGAAGAAAUGCUUCCACAGUCUGAGGCCGAUAAGAUUGAAACUAUGCUUCUGGAACUAAAGGAAUCAUCUGAGUUCCACAAAAGAUCCUUUGAAUGUGCAGUUGACUCAAUACGGGCUAUUGCUGCCAGUCAUCUUUGGCAGCUUGUGGUUGUACGUGCUGACUUGAAUGGUCAUCUAAAGGCACUGAAAGACUAUUUUCUGUUGGCAAAAGGAGAUUUCUUUCAGUGUUUUCUUGAAGAGAGCCGCCAAUUGAUGCGGCUACCUCCUCGCCAGUCAACUGCUGAGGCUGAUCUUAUGGUCCCUUUCCAGCUGGCUGCUCUUAAGACUAUAGGUGAGGAAGACAAACAUUUCUCUAGAGUAUCCUUGAGGAUGCCUUCAUUUGGGAUGGCUAUUAAAUCUUCCCAAAUAGAUGUACCAAAGACAGAUGGAAAUUCAGGCACUGCACAAUCAAGUGCUUCUUCAGAUAUAACCCUUGAUGGUUGGGAUGGGAUUGCUCUUGAAUACUUUGUUGAUUGGCCCUUGCAGUUGUUCUUUACCCCAGAAGUGCUCUCUAAGUACUGCCGGGUUUUCCAAUAUUUGCUGAGGCUCAAGCGAACACAAAUGGAAUUGGAGAAAUCAUGGGCCUCUGUAAUGCAUCAGGAUCACACAGAUUUUGCCACACAUCGGAAUGAUCGUGUAAAAUGCUCGGUAUCACAACAGCGAAGGCAGCGAAGCAGACCAAUGUGGCGAAUUAGAGAGCAUAUGGCUUUCUUGAUCAGAAAUCUUCAAUUUUAUAUACAGGUGGAUGUGAUAGAAUCCCAAUGGAAUGUUCUGCAAGCUCAUAUCCAAGAUUCUCAUGACUUUAAUGGACUUGUAGGCGUCCAUCUGGAGUACUUAAAUGCUCUAAUUUCACAAUCUUUCUUGGACAUUGGCUCUUUAUCAAGGAUACUUGACAGCAUAAUGAAACUUUGCAUUCGUUUCUGCUGGAACAUUGAGAACCAAGAAAGCAGUGCAAAUACAUCUGAAUUGGAACAUAUUAUAGAGGAAUUCAACAAGAAAUCGAACUCCCUGUACACGAUAUUGCGCAGUAGUAGGCUUGUAGGGAGUCAGCGAGCCCCAUUUCUUAGGCGUUUUCUGAUGCGUCUGAACUUCAAUUCCUUCUUUGAGGCCACAGCUAGAGGUGUGCUGAAUGUUGGUAGACCCCACCCUGCAGUGUCUGUUUUGAAUCAACAGUAGCAUCUGUCUUACUAAAGGGGUUCAAAGUGAUCCAGAUUAUCUUCAGUACUAUACCAUUUUGGUGGUGCCCCUUACAGAUUAAUGUAUGUUUUUCCAUAGUCAAAUAUCCAGAUUUAGUGGGGGCCGUGAGAUUUUUGGUUGUUGAUGUUUUGGGGCCGUGAGAUUUCUGGUCAAAUCCCUCCUAGCUGUGAAAUCCAUGAAAGAUCAGUUAGCGAUUUUAUAUUUGGUAGCUUGGACUUGUGGGUGGACUUGUCACUUUGCAGCUUGCCGUUAACAUUGACAGUCAGUUGAUCUAUAAGUUGGGGUUUUUGGGUUGGAU